This is a messenger RNA of Ostrinia furnacalis (Asian corn borer), 2322 nucleotides long. RefSeq names its product phosphatidylinositol glycan anchor biosynthesis class U (gene PIG-U). The transcript has 3 exons. The record is from RefSeq and is a predicted model, not a curated record. NCBI's taxonomy places the organism in Eukaryota, Metazoa, Arthropoda, Insecta, Lepidoptera, Crambidae. Gene Ontology annotation, biological process: attachment of GPI anchor to protein. Bases 144 to 1433 code for a protein of 429 amino acids. Gene Ontology annotation, cellular component: membrane; GPI-anchor transamidase complex.
CAUUACUUUUCUCUAUGAUUGAAUUCUACAAAAUGUUUUACUGAUCCAAAGUAAAUCGUUUCUGAAUUUUGAGUUGAAGAAGAGAAAAAUAUUAAACUACAAUUUGUCACAUAUAAAAAUCGUGAAAUAAUGCAAAACUAAACAUGGCGAAAAUGAUAAAAUUCUUAGUCGCCGGUUUGGUGAGGUACUGGUUGAUUCACUUAGAUUAUUGGCAAACAAUAGCUAAUAGAGUUGAAAUUGCCACUCCUUUGAACUCCUGGAAGAGAUUAGUUGAAGGUGUAUUCCUAUACGACCAAGGUAUCAACCCCUACGCUGGAGAUGCGUUUCACGAGUCGCCGUUGAUGUUGAUAUUCUUCCACUUUCUAAUGAAGAGAUGUCCAUUCUUAUUGCCACUCAUCUUCACAAUAUUGGAUCUGCUAACAGCAUAUCUUCUGUACAAAACAUCUAAAUCUUUCAUAAGAAUAUUCAAGAUGUCUCAAGAGAAACAUUUGAGCGACACGGCCGAUGAUUCAAAGACAAUGCUUCUAAAUGAUGCUCAGUUGGAUGAAGCGCCUGAGUAUGUGCUGUCUGUCUACCUUUUCAAUCCAUAUUCAGUAUUGAACUGUGCUGCGAUGACUACAACUGUAAUACAGAAUUUGUUGGUGGCGACAUCUUUAUGGGGCGCUUCAAGUGGUUACCGAGUGUUGGCAUGUGUGUUUAUUGCCCUGGCUACACACCAAGCUUUGUACCCAGUACUUCUGAUAGUACCCAUUUCUAUAUUGUUGGCGGAUGUAAACAAUGGCUGCAACAAGUGUUCAUACAUUAGAACACUGUUGGUAUUUGUUAUCUGCUGGGGAUUCCUCAUCUACAUAUCAGCAUACAUAAUGAAUGGAUCUUAUGACUAUGUCUACAAUACAUAUGGAUUCAUACUCACAGUGCCAGACCUGAAACCGAACAUUGGGCUCUUUUGGUACUUCUUCACAGAGAUGUUCGAGCACUUUAGGCUGUUAUUUGUUUGUGCAUUUCAAAUCAAUGCAUUGGCCCUCUAUGUGGUUCCUCUCACAUUGCGGUUUAAGAAGGAACCUGUACUUUUGGCUACUGUGCUAAUAGCACUGUCAACUAUAUUCAGAUCUUAUCCCUGUAUCGGCGAUGUUGGAUUUUACUUGGCUCUGUUGCCAAUGUGGAAGCAUCUUUUUACAUUUAUGCAACAAAAGUUCAUAGUGGGAUGUGCGUUCAUUAUCACGUCAGCCUUGGGACCAACAGUGUGGCAUCUUUGGAUAUACUCCGGCUCUGCCAACGCCAACUUCUUCUUCGGAGUGACUCUAUCCUUUGCUACAGCACAGAUAUUCUUGAUAACUGAUUUGCUAUUUGCAUACAUUAAGCGAGAAUUUACUCUCAAACAUGGCUCUUCUAGGCAAGUUGAUGGAAAACCAGCAAAAUUAGUUUUACAAUAAAUCUACAAAUUAAGCUUGAUUUCUGGCAUUUACUAAAGAACAAAUGUGUAUUGAUUAUAAUUAUCUACUAUUUAUUUUAUAAUUACAAUGUAAUAAUAGUAAAGAACAAUAGACUAGAUAAUAAUAUGUAUAAUGAAAUGUUAAUGUUAUCAAUACAUAUAAAUAGUUAUUUGUAUUCUGAAUGUCAUAAAAUAAACUUCAAUUUUAAUUGGUAACUUUCAAUAAUUAUUGUUCUUGAUUCCAGAUUGUAUAUUAUAAAUAUUAUGUAUUAAGUAGAUGCAGGUUUGUUAAAUAAUAACUUUUAAUAUUUCUAAUAUCAACAUCACUAUUGUUAUCAUGGUAUUUAUUUUAUUAUAAGAUUAUUUUAGAUUACCAUCAAAGACUGUUAUAUAAUAUAGAAUUGUAAUUUAGCAAGUUUGGUUGAAGUCUUACUGGUUGACUGGUUGUUUCAAUUCCUGCUUUGAGAUAUAGAUGUAAUAUUACACUGGUAUUACAUAAUUAUACAUCUUGUUUGGUUACAUAAUUUCAUUCAUUCCAUAAUUCCAGAUUGUAAUGGCAAAUUAUUAUAAUGUAAUAUAAUUUUUGUAAAUGUAGUGAAUGGCCAAGAUGCUAUAAAAUAUUGCUUAGACUACAUUUAUGAAAGAAUUUAUUAGUCUGUAUUUAAACUUUAUUUUUUACAACUUACAUAUUUUUCUACUUCAUUAGAGGCAAGUUCUAAUCUAGGUAAACACAUAUAAUCUUUUUAACAAAGAUGUAGUUGAAUGAUAAUUUUGAUAAACCGUCAUACAAAAUUAUCUAGCACCUAUCUAGAAUUCUUAUCUAGAAUAGCUUUAAAGACAAAAUUAAGGUUUCACAUAUGUGUUGUCAUGAAAUAAACGAUUUUUGUUUA